Molecule: messenger RNA, 733 nt
Organism: Fopius arisanus
Lineage: Eukaryota; Metazoa; Arthropoda; Insecta; Hymenoptera; Braconidae
Exons: 4
Coding region: 410-733 (107 amino acids)
Source: RefSeq, a predicted model, not a curated record
UCUUGAAAUAAUGUAUUCCAAAGAUUCCUCCAGAAUUCAGUCGUGAUUUUGCAGUUUCGAUGGAGAUCAACAGUACGUGAAUGGCGCAUUGCCAAUUUUCCCUCCACCCCGCCCACCGGAAAAGAGGAAAAAUAUGUCGGAUUGAAGUUGGAAUUCGGGGAAAAUUUCAAGUGCUUGUGACCGAUGAGAAAACCUCCACCUCGGAUUAAGAUAGUUCAGUUAGUUUUACAUCGGAAGGUGCGAUAAGUGUGUGUGAAGUUUUUUUUUUAUUUCAUUUACUCGUUUUUUUUUUGGCUUGAGUUGGAGCGGAUGGACGAGGGCCAGAAAGUCAACCUAAUCCUGGCCGACCUGUGAGACCCGGGAUACUAGGAAUCCGAUUACGUGGCAUCGGAGGCUUCUCAGCUUGUGUAUGAAGCACACAUUGGUGAAAAGUUUAGAUGUGAAUCCCUUCUGCGGUUUUUCCACGGCUAUGACCCGGAGGAUAUCUUCGCACAUAUGUAGUUCACGAUUUGGGAAAGAAAUCGCUGCUGAUCAUCUCUCGUUGUCCGAUUAUCACUGGAGACAUCCGGCUGGGAACUCGACGCCGUGGACUCCUGGGUAUCUAUUUUUUUCGUGUGAAACAUCACACACACAUUCACACAGAGCAACGAGAUGCGAUCGUUUGUGGCACUCGUCUCCGACGUCCGAGUGUCCCAGGAACAUAAUAGUCACGACGAGUAUUCCAACGGCUUGA